Molecule: messenger RNA, 1855 nt
Organism: Callorhinchus milii (elephant shark)
Lineage: Eukaryota; Metazoa; Chordata; Chondrichthyes; Chimaeriformes; Callorhinchidae
Gene: cunh2orf68
Product: chromosome unknown C2orf68 homolog
Exons: 4
Coding region: 135-632 (165 amino acids)
Source: RefSeq, a predicted model, not a curated record
GUCGCUGAGGGCAGGAGGUGCACUGUGAUGGGAGUGUGAGGCUCGGCCGCCUCCAUCACUCCGGGGAAGCAGCUGGUUGGCCGCCUGGGCGCCCGCUCAGCCCCGCGGCGCACGGCACACGGCACACGGGCCGGAUGGAGGUUUGGAGCGACCCGGAGCCUGAGCCCGACCACACCGGCGCCCGGGACAACAAGGCGCCGAAAUCCGCUCGGCUCGACAUGAGCCACGGCUUCGUUCGCCACAUCCGCCGCAACCAGAUCGCCAGAGACGAUUACGACAAGGAGGUCAGGCAGGCGAAAGAGAGGCAGAAGAAAAGGCAGACGCCAGGUCCAGUCCGUCCCCGAAGACCUGACCUCCAGGUCUAUCACCCCCGGCACAAGAAUGGAGCCGAGGUUGAAGACUCAACUGAGAGCAGCUCAGAGACAGAGACCGAGCCACAGAACCCAGAACUUUUCUGCCUCGAGUUUCAAGCUGACGAUAAGAUAGUCACCUCUGUUGUCAUCCAUCAGGGAGAUGACCCCAAGAAAGUGGCAGAGCAGAUUGGCAUUAGGAACAGGCUGGAGCCUGCCCUGAGGGAAGCUUUGAGACUCCGAAUCCAGGAAGAAAUGGAAAAGAGACUAUGGAAACGCUGAGCCAGAGUCUGGCUGACGAUCUAAAGUUUUGUUUCUCCUCUUUCCCCCACCCCCUACACUCCCCCGCCCUGACAUUCCCUGUUGUGUUGAAAUGCGGGGAGAUGGAUGCGGGUGACUGGGACCCAAAGGGGUGGUGGUUGCAGAGAGAUCUGACAUCAGUGGUCAGGAUAAAACAAAAAGCAGGAAUUGUUGUGUGUGUGGGACUGGGACGAGGUAAAGAAAGAGCUGUAGUUUAUUGCUGAAGAGGGUACAAGCCAACAGGACUUGGUAUAAAUGAACAGCACAACACGGGUUAUCAGUAUAUACAGGGCAGAGAGGGAUAUCAGCGAGUCACUGUCAUUCAUCAGCAUUCCCAAAAUAGGUCUGCACUUCAAAUGAAAUUCCGGGGAGGGAUUUGGUGACUGUGCCCAUGGGAUGGAGGGAAUUUCUGAACCCUGACACUGGAUUUCAGAAACGCAAGCCAGCGGGAAUGCCUGGAGUUCUCCUGUGCUGCGUCAAGAGCAGUCAGGAAAUAAACCCGAAAAGUUAGUACAGUAUCUUCCCAACGGCAGCUGGAAGCUUGACAGUGUCCAGUCACAGUGCAAAGGAUGCUGGUGUGAGCUGAACGACUCCCUACACACACCACACACACAGCUCAGCUCCCCUUCACUUCGCAAAUUGUUCCAAAAUGUUCAUCACCACCUAAUUGAGUCCUGCAUUGGAUUAGGUGACCUGAUGAUUAACACGCACGCACAGAGUGAGUGCUUCACAAGUCCUCUCGACCCACACCUUUAUCAAUGGCUGUCUUUGCACAUUUUAGUCAACCUCUUCGGGAUAUCAUGAAAUAGCUUUAUUUAAGAUUGUUUCCAAGAUUGGAAAUACCCAUCAGAUAUUUUGAGGGACUAUAAACGUCUAGUUUUCCUCAUUAUGGCCAGAUUUUAUACUCAUUGAAAAAAUAAACCAAUGUUUUGUUCCCUGGGUUUCUGUGCAGACAUACAGCAACCCCUGGUGAUGUCCUGAGCUGUACACUCCAGGAACUGCAGGGUGGGCUGAGCUCAGUCAGGGCAGCUGUUAUUAUUGUGCUUAUUAUUGGGUUAGUGAGGUGCUGAGUUAGACAUGUAUCUGUGCUAUGUUUCCACCAAAGCUCCCUCCAAUACCUCAGCCAAGUGGCUGUUAUCACAGUGGGUGAUUGUGGACAACAAAUGACAUUUACAUGGAGUCUUUCACGUCAGGAGGGUGUCCCA